AGAGGUCAAAGUGGAACAGGGAAGAAGUUGAACUUCUCCUUGGCUAGUGGGAGGAGAAAUUGCCGCAGAUUCGAGGCGUUAAACGCAAUUCUCAUGUGUUUAAAGAUAUGUCGCUGGAAAUGGCUACAAGAGAAUAUGUUUAUUCCGCCAAUGAAAUUCGAGUAAAGAUUUACAAUUCGACCAAUAAAUACAGAGAUGAAAAGAAAGCAGUUGGUCCAUCUGGUGGCAGUCCGCCGACUUGGGAAUACUAUUGGUUAAUAAAUUGUAUUCUCGGCAGCUAUAAAAGCUUUAAUUUGGAAACUUUAGUGAAGGAGCGUACAGGUUAG
This is a messenger RNA of Bactrocera oleae (olive fruit fly), 326 nucleotides long. Lineage: Eukaryota; Metazoa; Arthropoda; Insecta; Diptera; Tephritidae. The record is from RefSeq and is a predicted model, not a curated record.